Messenger RNA from Striga hermonthica, 520 nucleotides. The record is from the annotation of a GenBank genome assembly. NCBI's taxonomy places the organism in Eukaryota, Viridiplantae, Streptophyta, Magnoliopsida, Lamiales, Orobanchaceae.
GGGAGGCCGGAGAGGAGAGCUCGAGGACAUCCUUUCUCGAGGGAGAUUCUCGCUGCUCCUUUGCCGAAUAAUUUCAAGGAGACCAACUUGGUCUAUGAUGGGUCGUCUGACCCGUCGAGGCAUGUGAGGACCUUUGAAAAUAUGGAUGUGUUACAUGGAUAUUCUGAUUCUGUUUGUUGCAGGGCGUUUCUAUCGACCUUGCGUGGGGGAGAACUUGACUGGUUUCAUCAGUUACUCUCAGGGUCGAUUGCGGAUUUUGAGGAUUUUUCCUGCAAGCUUACCAAUCAAUAUUCGAGCGCGGUGGCACAAGAGAAAACAUAUUUGACUUUGAUGUCAAUGAGACAGGGGGAGAAGGAGUCGUUGAGGAAGUAUGUUGCUCGAUAUAAUCAGACGUGUUUGGAGGUGCACUCUGCCUCAGAUGAGGUGAAGGCGGGAGGAUUGAUAAGAAGUCUUCGAGCAGGGCCUUGCCGAACUUCCCUGGCAAAGACCCCUGCUCGAUCAUACGAGGAUGUCUUGAAGC